This is a messenger RNA of Mercurialis annua (annual mercury), 2485 nucleotides long. Its product is annotated as cation/H(+) antiporter 20-like. The transcript is spliced from 4 exons. Gene Ontology annotation, biological process: regulation of pH; proton transmembrane transport. The record is from RefSeq and is a predicted model, not a curated record. The coding region runs from base 35 to 2377 and encodes 780 amino acids. Lineage: Eukaryota; Viridiplantae; Streptophyta; Magnoliopsida; Malpighiales; Euphorbiaceae. Gene Ontology annotation, molecular function: antiporter activity. Gene Ontology annotation, cellular component: membrane; endomembrane system.
AAAACCCUAAAAUUUUAUUAUUUGGCCCAAAACUAUGCAACAAAUACGCAACUUUACGACCAUAAAAACCUCUUCUGGUGGAGUUUGGCAAGGCGAUAAUCCUCUAAAUUAUGCCUUCCCAUUAUUAAUAGUUCAAGCAAUUCUAGUUCUCAUCGUCACCCGCUUCCUCACUUUCCUUCUAAAGCCCCUUCGACAACCACGAGUUGUUGCUGAAAUAAUUGGCGGAGUUUUGCUUGGGCCAUCAGCUCUUGGCCGGAACAAAUACUUGUUUGACAUAGUAUUUCCUUCAUGGAGCACUCCUAUACUAGAAUCCGUAGCAAGUUUAGGCCUCCUUUUCUUUCUCUUCCUAGUAGGUCUCGAACUGGACUUAAACUCAAUCCGCCGUACCGGAAAAACUGCUUUCGGCAUAGCACUCGCCGGAAUCUCCCUCCCUUUCCUAUUCAGCAUCGGAGUAUCGUUCCUUCUUCGAAAAGCCGUUCAUGGUAUGGACAAGGUUGGCUAUGUCCAAUGUAUAAUGUUCAUCGGAGUUUCCCUAUCCAUCACUGCUUUUCCUGUUCUCGCUCGCAUUCUAGCAGAGCUCAAACUUCUAACCACCCAUGUCGGUCAAACCGCCAUGGCCGCAGCCGCAUUCAACGACGUAGCAGCAUGGAUCUUGCUAGCCCUAGCCGUAGCACUCGCGGAAAACGGCUCAAACGGGGAUCAUUCAAGCUCCAGCGCUUUAACAUCUAUAUGGGUUCUCAUUUCCGGAGUUGCUUUUAUUGCUUUCAUGCUCAUUUUUGUUCGACCAGUAAUGACUUGGGUCGCAAGGCAAUGCUCACUAGGACAAGAUGGGGCAGACGAAGCAUAUGUAUGUUUAACCUUAGCCGGAGUAAUGUUGUCCGGGUUAAUGACCGAUCUUAUAGGAAUACAUGCAAUAUUUGGUGCAUUUGUGUUCGGUUUAAUGAUACCUAAAGAAGGAGAAUUUGCGGGGAGAUUGAUUAAAAAGAUUGAAGAUUUUGUUUGUGGUUUGCUACUGCCGCUUUACUUUGCUUCGAGUGGGUUAAAGACAGAUGUGGGGACAAUCCGCGGAGCUGAAGCGUGGGGACUUCUGGCGUUGGUAAUAACGACGGCUUGUGUCGGUAAGAUUGUCGGAACGUUUGCGGUGGCUAUGGUGUGCAAAAUUCCGGUGAGGGAGUCUUUAGCGCUUGGAGUAUUGAUGAAUACAAAAGGUUUGGUGGAGCUCAUUGUUCUCAACAUUGGCAAGGAGAAAAAGGUACUCAAUGAUGAAAUGUUUGCUAUUUUAGUGCUUAUGGCCCUCGUCACCACCUUCAUGACAACUCCAAUAGUAAUGGCCAUUUACAAACCCUCAACUCGUAUCUUCCGAGUGGAAACUCAAUCAUCAACUCGAAAGAACUCUCAACACACUACAACAAUUCUUGCUUGCGUUCAUAAUCCAGACAAUGUACCUUCAAUUUUCAAUCUCAUCGAAUCAACUACAACUCUCCAAAAAUCCUCUCUCAAGCUCUAUCUAAUGCACCUUGUUCAACUCACCGAUCGAUCAUCUUCGAUCAUGAUGGUUCAACGCACUCGAAAGAACGGUUUUCCCUUCGUUAAGCAAUUGAUCUCUCAGACCAGCCGUAGUAGUAAUGAUCAAAUAGCAGCUCCAUUUAAUGUUUAUGGAAAAAUCGGAAAUGGCCACGUUAAAAUUCGGCAGUCAACUUCUGUGUCCGCAUUGUCCACAAUGCAUGAAGAUAUUUGCAGUUUCGCGGAAAGUAAAUGCGUAGAUUUGAUAAUUUUGCCGUUCCACAAGCAAUGGAAUGACGGAACAGAGGAGGUUGGGAAUGUUGGAUUGCGAUUUGUCAAUCAAAAUGUUCUUGCGACUGCUCCAUGUUCCGUCGCCCUACUUGUGGACCGUGGAUUUAGUUGCGCCGAUCAGAAGGUUUGUAUUCUGUUUUUUGGCGGCUUUGAUGAUCGUAAGGCUCUGGAAAUGGGCGGUCGGAUGUCUGAACACCCGAGUAUUAGUACUACUCUGAUCAGAUUUCAACAUCAACAUGCUAUCGAAUGUAAAGACACAUCAAAGGAAGGAGAUGACGAAGUAGCGAUGGCGGAAUUCCGAGGAAAAUGGAACGGAUCGGUCGAGUAUAUAGAGAAGGAUAUGAAGAAUAUAAGGGAGGAGAUGAUGAACAUAGGAAUAAACUUCAAUUUGGUGAUUGUGGGGAAGGGAGCUACAGUAUCAGAACUAGCAAACCCUCAGGCAGAACAUCCUGAGCUAGGCCAUCUAGGCGCUCUUCUAGCUUCAUCAGAAUUUAGCAUCACAGCCUCUGUGCUAAUUAUCCAACGCCACAAUCCAGCCGAUAAUGUCGAAACGAUUAAUUGCAAAAAAAUCAUGAAUGUUUAAUGUAGUGAUCAGAAACAUGUCCGCUAAAAAAAAUCCGCAAUAUAAAUCGGUGCUUGCAUAGUCUAGCUGUAAGGAUUUUACAUUUCGUUAUGUGAGUCACAAUUUCAA